Molecule: messenger RNA, 2663 nt
Organism: Actinia tenebrosa (Australian red waratah sea anemone)
Lineage: Eukaryota; Metazoa; Cnidaria; Anthozoa; Actiniaria; Actiniidae
Product: fibroblast growth factor receptor 2
Biological process (GO): cell surface receptor protein tyrosine kinase signaling pathway; multicellular organism development; protein phosphorylation
Cellular component (GO): signaling receptor complex; plasma membrane
Molecular function (GO): ATP binding; protein binding; transmembrane receptor protein tyrosine kinase activity
Source: RefSeq, a predicted model, not a curated record
CUUGGAAUACUUGGACGAAACUGAAUCUCUAGUACCGUAUCACCACUUUUUGGAAUUUCACUCCAGCCCAAAUGGUUCUUGUCAUUAUGUAUUCAUCAAUCAAACCAAAGGAGUACGAAUCUUCUCCAAUAGUCCUGCGAGUAGAACAUGCAUGCAACUUGCCAUCUACGGAAAGCGUACAGUAACAAUUAAAGUUUACAUGGCGUUGCGUAUUUUAAACCGGAAUUUCACCAAAGAACUAGAAGAUCAAACAUCACCUGAGUACAAAGAUUUCGUGCAAAAUUUCAAAGAACAGAUGAACAUCGUUUUCAAAACUUUGGAUGGCUACGCCGGAAUAGAAAUUUUAGARAUUUUUAAUGGCAGUGUUAGAGUGCGUUUUCGAGUUGUCGUCGUUGUUGUCGUGAAAAAUAACGAAUAUAAAAGCACAGUGGCUAGAAGGACAGUUCUUAUUACUGAAACAGUUUUGAAUAAAGCAAAGACAGGAAGGGUGGAGGGACUUCAAGUGGAUAAAGAUCCCAAGUUCAUGGAACUAAAUAAAACACCUCCGCCAUCACCUAAAAAUGUGACUGUGGUAGAAAUAUUCAAAGAUGCAGUCGAAAUCGCAUGGGAUCAACCUCUGAAUCAUGAGUACUACUUUAUAAAAGGGUACUUCGUCGAAUAUUGGAAGUUUGCGUCAGAAAAGGAAAAGACAACGACGUUAAAAGGCCAAAAGACAAAAGUUACAGAUCUAGAGUCCAAUAGUCCAUACACAGUAAGGAUUGUAGCUGAAAAUGAAAAUGGUAUUCGUGGAAAGGAGAGUGCACAAAUUGAAAUAAGGACAAAGAGACCAAGUAAUAUGCCAGAUUGGCUUUUGGCAAUCAUCAUAAUCGUCUGCAUCAUCAUCUUAAUCGCUGUCAUGGCUAUUCUUAUUGUAUACUGUCGUCGUAAAAACUCUUCCACCAACAAAAUGAUCGAAGAGCUUGACAUGAGAGCUAUUCAGAAGGAAAAAGAAGCCGAUGCUUUUCCAAAAUCGUACGUCAACACAAUGUUUAGUGUCAAUGAAAACUGCCCGAGCUUUGCGAGAGAGAACCUGGUCUUAAUGGAAGAACUUGGGUCUGGAGAAUUUGGUGUUGUAUUCAAAGGGCAACUACUACAAAACGGCCAUUCCAAAGAAUGUGCAGUGAAGACACUAAAAGGCACAGCCAAUCCAGAAGAUUACCGUGAGCUUCACCAGGAACUUGAUAUCAUGGUAAAUGUUGGCUAUCAUCCUAACUUGGUGAAUUUGAUUGGUUCCUGCGUUGAAGAUGAAAAGCUGUUUGUAAUCGUCGAAUUCGCCCGUAACGGAUCGCUGUUUGAGUUCUUACGAAAAGCACGCACACAACCAGAAGAGAAGUUAAAAUUCGAGCUGAAUUAUGYUAAUAGGCUAAAGAUUGCAUUAGAUGUGGCCAAAGGAAUGACCCAUUUGGCAAAAAGAAGGUGCGUUCAUCGAGACUUGGCUGCAAGGAACGUUCUGUUGGCAGAUGACUUUGUUGCAAAGGUAGCAGACUUUGGCUUGUCUCGUGAUAUCUACGAAACGGGAGAAUACGAGAAGACUACUGGGGGUAAGCUUCCAACUAGAUGGAUGGCUAUCGAGUCUUUGGAGCUGAGGCGAUUUACUUUGGAGAGUGAUGUAUGGUCUUUUGGAGUUCUUUUGUGGGAAAUUGAAACUAAAGGCCUCAUGCCACAUGGAGCUAUCUCUUUCACGGAACUGCUUAAAAAUCAAAAGAAAGGCUACAGAUUGGAGCAACCUGAAGGAACACCCGAUGAAUUAUAUCGCGUGAUGCAGAUGUGUUGGCAAGCCAAUCCCAAACAACGUCCUACUUUUGAUCAAAUCUGCAAUACUCUGAAAGCAAUGUUGAAUAAUAGCCAGAUGUCAAAAGGAAAUUUGAACGAGGAAGAAUUGGAAAUCAAGCAAGGAUCAAGGAACCAGCAAGACAAUGUCGACAACCAAACAUUUGCCUAAACCAUAAUGUACAAUAUACUAUGGACAACAAGUUAUUCGCCGAAUGAACAAAUAUUUCUUUUAGACUGCUGUACUACUGCUUGUUUUGGCUUAAUUAUCAUUGCCUCAUUUUUUUCUAAAGUGUACGCGUCCAAUGAUGAAAUCGAGAUGGGUGGGAGGGUUACAAUAGUCUAUCUUUGCCAGUACCGCCGGUCGAGUGCCUGCCCACCCAAACUAAAAUGCCUGCAUGGCUUGCAAUCCUUUAAAUAAGAAAGAUGGCUGCCAUGUUAGUUGGUAUAACGAAACAAACAAAGAAAAAUAAUAUUUUUGUUAAAUUCAACCACUCAUGGCAGCUAUACGAAAACUAGCAAUUGUAUAUAUUGCAUAAUCGUGAUAGAAACAUAGUAACAUUUUUGAAUCAUAUCUUUGUGAAAUAUUCAUCUGCAGGUAUUCUCCUCGUGGAGCUCAAUUAUCAAUUAUCAGGGCUCAAUAUUCUCCUUACAGAGCUCAGCUACCUCUUUAAAAGGCUCAAUUAUUAUGUUAUAGUAAAGAUCUGAGUUAGUUUAACAUCAGUUCAAUCGUCCACGAAGCGAGUGGCACAAACACGCCAAUUCCGCCAGUGGUCGUCCCUUUUUUUGCAAUAAUUUUUUCCUAAAUAUUGUAAAUACAUGAAGGUAGUUUUAAAACAACACUUGACAAAUUC